Molecule: messenger RNA, 2773 nt
Organism: Ailuropoda melanoleuca (giant panda)
Lineage: Eukaryota; Metazoa; Chordata; Mammalia; Carnivora; Ursidae
Gene: MAT2B
Product: methionine adenosyltransferase 2 non-catalytic beta subunit
Exons: 8
Coding region: 97-1101 (334 amino acids)
Biological process (GO): S-adenosylmethionine biosynthetic process
Cellular component (GO): methionine adenosyltransferase complex
Molecular function (GO): methionine adenosyltransferase regulator activity
Source: RefSeq, a predicted model, not a curated record
AGGGAGGCGGGCCGAGGGCGACGGAGCUGCGGCCCGUGGCGAUCCUAGGCUGGAGGAAGUGGCGGUCGCUGCGGCGGCGGCGCGAAGACGGCGGGCAUGGUGGGGCGGGAGAACGAGCUCUCCAUCCACUUUGUUCCCGGGAGCUGCCGGCUGGUGGAGGAGGAAGUUAACGUCCCCAAUAGGCGGGUUCUGAUUACUGGUGCCACUGGGCUUCUUGGCAGAGCUGUGUAUAAAGAAUUUAAGCAGAAUAAUUGGCAUGCCUUUGGCUGUGGUUUUAGAAGAGCAAGACCAAAAUUUGAACAGGUUAAUCUUUUGGAUUCUGAAGCAGUUCAUCACAUCAUUCAUGAUUUUCAGCCCCAUGUCAUAGUACAUUGUGCAGCAGAGAGAAGGCCAGAUGUUGUCGAAAAUCAGCCAGAUGCUGCUUCUCAACUUAAUGUGGAUGCUUCUGGGAAUUUAGCAAAGGAAGCAGCUUCGAUUGGAGCAUUUCUAAUCUACAUUAGCUCAGAUUAUGUAUUUGAUGGAACAAAUCCACCUUAUAGAGAGGAAGAUGUACCAAGUCCCCUAAAUCUGUAUGGCAAAACAAAAUUAGAAGGAGAAAAGGCUGUCCUAGAGAACAAUUUAGGAGCUGCUGUUUUGAGAAUUCCCGUUCUGUAUGGAGAAGUUGAAAAGCUUGAAGAAAGUGCUGUGACUGUUAUGUUCGAUAAAGUGCAGUUCAGUAACAAGUCUGCUAACAUGGACCACUGGCAGCAGAGGUUCCCCACACAUGUCAAAGAUGUAGCCACUGUGUGUCGCCAGUUAGCAGAGAAGAGAAUGCUGGAUCCAUCAAUUAAGGGAACCUUUCACUGGUCUGGCAACGAACAGAUGACUAAGUAUGAAAUGGCAUGUGCAAUUGCAGAUGCCUUCAACCUCCCCAGCAGUCACUUAAGACCUAUAACUGACAGUCCUGUCUUAGGAGCACAACGUCCAAGAAAUGCUCAGCUUGACUGCACCAAAUUAGAGACCUUGGGCAUUGGCCAGAGAACACCAUUUCGAAUUGGAAUCAAAGAAUCACUUUGGCCUUUCCUCAUUGACAAGAGAUGGAGACAAACGGUCUUUCAUUAGUCUACUGAUUUUCCACCUGUGGAAGAAACCAAUGUAGAUCAGAUCCUGGUAUGUUUCUGCAGGUACUCUGUAUAAGAAGAAUACGCUCAUUACAUAUGUGUGUACAUACAUGUAUGUCACUAUCCCUUCUUUAUACAAAUAGUAUCAUAAUAUACAUUUUUCUGUACUUAAUAAUAUGCUUCAGAGUUUAUUCUAUAUUAGUUAUAAAGAAUGUCUAUAUUGGCUUUUAUUUUACUUUUCACUUUGAAAUUUCUUCUUCUUUUUUUUUUUUUUAAGAUUUUAUUUUUAAGUAAUCUCUACAUCCAACAUGGGUCUUAAACUCAUGACCCCAAGAUCAAGAGUCGCGUGCUCCACCGACUGAGCCAGCCGGGAGCCCCUGAAAUGUCAUUCUUAACAGAAAAGUUGUCAUAAUAGCACAAGAAUGUCUGUAUUCCCACUUAAUCAACAUUUAGCCACAUUUAUCCUAUCAUUUUCUCUUUCUUUUUACAUAACAAAGUAUGGGUUUUUUUCUUGAGCCAUUUAAGAGUAAAUUGCAGGCAUGAUUCCUAAUCCCCCACCUACUAUGUACGUGUCCGUGUGUAAUGUCUAAAGAUCAGGAUGCUCUUCCACAUAACCCCAUAAUAUAACCAUCAGAGUCAAGAGAUUAACACUGAUACAAUAAUUAUCCACUCCACAGACCCCGUUCACAUAAGGUGUGCCAGUAAUGUCCUUUAUAAGUCUAUCCAAUCCAGGAAUUUACUCGUGGUGUUUCUUAUCAUUUUGCUUCAGCUUCAACCUGCAGCAGUUAUUGAGUGUUUUCUCUUUUGUGAUCCUGACUUUUCUGACAUCUCUCUUAUAAAAGAAACAAAUACACAUUGGUACUUCCAAUGCCCAUAUUGCUCCAUUCUUUUCUGUGUAGCUCCAUUCUCUGACAGAAAUCUAGCUCCCAUUAUUCUUAAUAUGCUCACUAAUUGGCUCAAGUCAUCUAUAAAAACCAUUCUGAUCACACGGUUUUCCUGCUGCCAUCAUCACGGACCUCCAUGAGCCAGUUGAGCAUCCCUGACCCCCAGGCCAUGGCCCUGAUGAUGGGUGACCAUAUCAGUCACUGUACCUAGUUGAAGCCACCCUUUCCCUCCCCCAGCCCAUGAGGCGUACUUCACCAACAGCCACAGAAGCUACUGCAUAGUACCUCAGAGCACCAAAGAGGAGGAACUAGGUAUUCUUUUAUGGCGGUAUACCUUCCAUUGUAUCAGUGAAUGAACCACAAUUUAUUUGUUUCUUGGUGUAGUUUAGGUUGUGUGGAAUUUUAGAGAAUGCUUUUAAUGAGCCCAAUGUAUAAAACAUUGAAGUUUGUGAGACUUUCUGUUCUGUAUAUCCACAGAUUAUACCUAUAAGCUCACAUGUUUAUAUUCCUCAGAUCUUGGAUGUAGCAGUCUGUGGCGUAAGAAUGAAUUUAGGAAAAAUUCAUUACCAAAAUGGGAAAAGAGUUUGAUAUGUAGACCUAAUGUACGAAGAAUAGAAUGUAUCUUAAAUAUUUCUCAGACUAUUUUUGUUAUAUGUUUUAAACGCUGUCCUAUGUAGUUAAAGGUAUUUGCUUAUUUUGGGUUUUAAUACAAAAUAGUAAUCAUUUCAGCCACUUUCAGAAGAAAAUAGGAAACAUUCAACUGUCCAAUAAAACCUUUGGGAGAAAUUA